Messenger RNA from Thalassophryne amazonica, 2553 nucleotides. It is a transcript of the gene strn3, whose product is annotated as striatin, calmodulin binding protein 3. The record is from RefSeq and is a predicted model, not a curated record. Gene Ontology annotation, cellular component: dendrite. Lineage: Eukaryota; Metazoa; Chordata; Actinopteri; Batrachoidiformes; Batrachoididae. Gene Ontology annotation, molecular function: calmodulin binding; armadillo repeat domain binding; protein phosphatase 2A binding.
UUAUUUCCUACGUUUUCGUGUUUCCGUAAACAUCGCAGGGGGAGUGGGGAGCAGGAUGUAUCCCGUCAUGCAGCACGUCGGCUUCCCUCGGUGCAGGGAGCGAGCGCAGUAAUGGCGGCGGGUUAGAGACAGACGAAGGUACCGCGUCUGUCAGCAGCCGCACUCAGCGCAGCUCCGGGCGGGCAGCAGCUUCACACGCUGCGGCGGAGCCGGCGCGACCGGUCAUUCUACCGUGGGUGAUUGUUUCACGGAACUGACUAUAUUUGUUCUACUUUUGUAAUAAAUAAAUAUUUAAUUAAUUAAAUAGAAGAUGGAAGAGCAGCCGGGCGGCGGAGUGGCCGGCGGUCCGCGGCAGCCUCCGCCGCCGCAACAGGGGAACAGCAGCAGCAUUCACCCGCCGAUCGGAGGCGUGAUGGGCCCACAGCAGCCGGAUGAGCUGCCCCGGCAGCCGCAGCAGCAGUACACCAUCCCGGGAAUCCUCCACUACAUCCAGCACGAGUGGGCCCGCUUCGAGAUGGAGAGAGCGCACUGGGAGGUGGAGCGGGCCGAGCUCCAGGCCAGGAUAGCAUUCCUGCAGGGUGAGAGGAAAGGUCAGGAGAACCUCAAGAACGAUCUGGUUAGAAGAAUAAAAAUGCUGGAAUAUGCAUUAAAGCAGGAGAGGGCAAAAUAUCAUAAAUUAAAAUAUGGAACGGAGUUAAAUCAGGGUGAGAUGAAGAUGCCGAGUUUUGCAUCAGACACCAAAGACUCUGAGGUCUCGACCGUCCCUGCCAACAGCCAGCUCACAUGGAAACAAGGAAGACAACUACUGAGACAGUACCUCCAUGAAGUCGGAUACACAGACACCAUCUUGGACGUUCGUACUCAGAGGGUUCGCUCUCUGCUUGGCCUAUCCGGUUCUGAGCAGAAUGGAUCUCUGUGAGAACAAGACCUGCAGCACUUAAUCAAUGGGACGGACCGUCGGAAAGAGGGCAAAAGGUUUGUACGUUCAGGUGAUGUUUUAGAAACGUUCAACUUCCUGGAGAACGCAGAUGACAGCGCUGAAGACGAGAUGAGGAGGGAGACACUGAUGGACGACAUCAGCACCAACAAACUCCACCGUGCCAAAAAAACACAGAGACCAAGGUACCCACACCUUGUGGUGAAUGAGGGUUUGGCCUCAGAGGAUGACGCAGACACAGAAGAGGCGCUGAAGGAGUUGGACUUUCUGGUAACAGCUGAGGAUGGUGAGGGAGCAGGCGAGGCCAGGAGCUCCUGAGACUGGACUGAGUGGGCGGCACCUUUACCGUUUCCCCCUGGUGGGGGGAAGGCCUUCCUUUUGGGGGGGUCGGAUGAUGUUUUGGAGAGCGUGCUCGGCUUGGGUGACCUUGCUGACCUCACAGUCACAAAUGAUGAAACAGACUACAGCUACGACCUGCCAUCAAAGGAGUCUUCAUUCAGGAAGACGUGGAGCCCCAAGUACACAUUGCGGAGCCACUUUGACGGUGUUCGAGCACUCGUCUUUCAUCCCGUUGAGCCCUGCUUGGUCACAGUGUCUGAGGAUCACACCCUGAAAUUGUGGAACCUCACCAAGACGGUUCCUGCCAAAAAAAGUGCCUCUUUUGAUGUCGAACCCAUCUACACAUUCAGAGCUCAUGUUGGGCCAGUCUUAUCACUAGCAAUGACCUCCAGUGGCGAGCAGUGUUUCAGCGGUGGCAUUGACUCAACCAUCCAGUGGUGGAACAUCCCCAGCUCCAACGUCGACCCCUAUGACACCUACGAUCCCAGUGUCCUGGCAGGGUCAUGGGUGGGGCAUACAGAUGCUGUUUGGGGAUUGGCCUACAGUGGCAUCAAGAACCGCCUCCUGUCCUGUUCCGCUGAUGGAACAGUCAAACUGUGGAACCCACAGGAGAAGAACCCCUGCAUCAGCACUUUCAACAUAAACAAAGAGCAUGGCGUUCCUACAUCGGUGGACUUCAACAGUUGUGACUCUGCCCACAUGAUGGUGUCCUUUAACAGUGGGUUUGUGGCAGUGUAUGACCUGGAGACCUCCCAGAAUGCACUGGUGCUGAAGGGGCAGGGGGAUGGAGCCAUCCCGGGUUCUAAUCAUAUCAAUAAGGUAGUCAGUCAUCCCACGCUGCCCGUCACCAUCACUGCUCAUGAAGACCGGCACAUCAAAUUCUUCGAUAAUAAGUCAGGUAAAGUCAUUCAUGCCAUGGUUGCGCACCUGGACGCCAUCACCAGUCUGGCGGUGGAUCCUAAUGGGAUCUACCUGAUGUCCGGCAGUCACGACUGCUCCGUGCGACUGUGGAAUCUCGACAGUAAGACGUGCGUCCAGGAGAUCACAGCUCACCGCAAGAAGAGUGAGGAAGCCAUUUAUGACGUGGCGUUCCACCCGUCAAGGGCAUACAUCGCCUCUGCUGGUGCUGACGCCCUCGCCAGGGUCUAUGUGUAGUGAAGUAGAAAAUGACGAAGGCAGCGCAUCCGCACUCGGAGGAUCCGGGUUUGUUUGAGAAAGGACAGACAGGCUCUGUGAGGACGAGUGGUACCUUGACCUCCGACUGACUGAAGAGACUG